This is a messenger RNA of Mya arenaria, 9740 nucleotides long. Its product is annotated as ankyrin repeat and SAM domain-containing protein 3-like. The record is from RefSeq and is a predicted model, not a curated record. Gene Ontology annotation, cellular component: cilium. The coding region runs from base 79 to 2694 and encodes 871 amino acids. The transcript has 14 exons. Gene Ontology annotation, molecular function: protein binding. NCBI's taxonomy places the organism in Eukaryota, Metazoa, Mollusca, Bivalvia, Myida, Myidae.
GUCUGCUCCAAAGUCAAUCUAAUGUCAAUAAUAAAGAAUUUAUUAAUUUGAAAGAGUAAGACUAUACAUCCCAGCACAAUGGCUGAGACAGAGGGCUCGGAUGAUAUGUCAGAGAAUGAUUUGCUCAACAAGAGCUUGUCUGUUUGGAAGGGUUUUGAGGAACCGGUGGCCCUCGACUUGCACACAGCAUCCAGCCUGGGACUGUAUGAUUGUGUGAAGGAACACAUAGCAAAUGACCUGGUAGAUGUAGAUCACAGAAACAAGGGCGGUUGGACUGCCCUCAUGUACGCCUGCUAUAUAGGACACGAGUCGAUUGUUAGUCAGCUACUGGACCAGGGCGUCAGCGUAAACUUAAGGAAUGGGAAAAAAGAGACAGCUCUCAUGUUAGCCGCAAGCUGUGGGAAUGAUAGAGUUGGCAGGCUUUUGUGUAAUCAAGGGGCGGAGUUAGAGUGCCAGGAUGAGAGGGGAUGGACGGCGCUGUUUCAUGCCACAUACUCUGGACAUCAGAACAUGGUGGGAUUUCUCCUGAAACAGGGCGCAAACAUGCAUGCAGUUGAGAACCGCCUGGGUAUGACGCCAUUCAUGGAGGCUGCUGCAGAAGGACAUGAAAUCAUUCUCCAGCUUUUCCUCAGACAUGGCGUGAAUGUGAAUGCUAAGGCGUACAACGGGGACACUGCCCGAUCCCUCGCUCUUAUCAACGGAAAUAUGAAGAUUGUCAGUCUCAUAGACAACCAUGUAACACCUAUCACUUCACUGAGGGCUGAACCAGAGCUUGGUUCUUCCGUAGACACUUUCACACGCACAAAGAACCUCCGGUUGGGUCGAGGGAAGGCUGUUGGCAGUGGCCCUAGCAUCAUGGACGGGCCUCAGGCCAUUGCGAGGCUUAUAGACAGGACUGGGAAAGAUGGGGGCCCUCCAAAAGCUCCUGAAGUCCCUGGUGGUGGUGUGACCUCUGAGGACACAGACUCGUCCGUGGAACAGCCCCAGAAGCUCUCGUACCGAGACGUGACAUCACCCAUCAACCCGGAGGAUUAUAAGCUGGACAGCUCAGGCAGCAGAGAAUACAACGAAACAGAAGAUGACGCCAAUAUGUUUUCUAAAACUGGAGCCCUAACUAUUAUAAGUAGCUCUGGAUCUAGUGGGGGAUUUGCAGCAGCAUUUAACAUUCACCGUGAGGACAGUAUGGAUAGUGAUGAAUUUCCUCAUGAUUCCUCAUGCGGAAAUUCCCAUCACCAUGACAACAGUGCAGAGAGCUCUUCAGAUUCAGGAUCAGAAGAAAAUCCAACAGCCAAUCAGAAUGCAGCAUUGGAGAAAAUUAGUCCCACAGUGAAUGAAAACAAGAUUGUUGAUAGGUCAAGUGAAAAAUCUGAUAAAAUUGAUAAUGCAAGUGAGAAAAAGCAGUUACAAAGUAAGAAAUCAAAAGAACUAAGACUGACCACAGAUAAAGUGUCAGAAAUCAUAGAACUAAAGAAUUCAGUCUCAGAGUGGAUCGACAGUGUUAAAGAUACACAUCCAGUAAUAGACACCAAUUUUGAAGAAGGCGACAAAGAUGAAGAUGCAGCAAUCAAACCAGAAUAUCAACCAAAGAUGAAAUCAUCAAAAUCCAGUGACAUUCAAAGCAGCAGUCAGUCAUCUCCAACACAUUUAUCCAGUCAACUGGAAGCAAAACUUUUGAUCGACCAAGUUGCAAAAAGUGUCGAAUCACAUGAUCCAAGACCAGGGAAAGAGUUUUUGCAAAAUAACAUGUCCAGUUUAAACAUUCUUAACAAAACAAGUGAAGGGUAUACUAAUCAAGAUAUUCAGGGUUACCAUGGAAACCAAGGGCCCAGAAUUCAGCCCCCGCCUGGAUUUACCGCUCCAGUUAAUGCAUAUCCUAUUAUAGCUCAGGAUGGAGGAGUAAGCCAGCCACAAAUUGCGUACAUGGGAAUGGGUUCACAAGGACAGACAGACGCACAGGUAGACAAACCAUCCUCCAAUGCUGUCUUCAUGGAGAAAAUGGAGAAAUGUACACCCCGAGAUUUGGCAGCCCUUCUAGAAGACCUGGGACUGUCCAAGUACGUCCCUACCUUUGAGGAACAAGACGUUGAUCUACAGGUCUUCUUGUCUCUCAACGACAAUGAUCUCAAGGAAAUUGGAAUCAAAUUAUUUGGUCCUCGCAAAAAGAUGAUGAACGCCAUUGCGAGGUGGCACGGGAAGGCCAGGAUUUCUGUGGGGGAACUUGAGCAGGCAUAUGCUGAUAGAUUAGAAGGAGAAAUGCAAGAAAUGGGUGUGCAGUUGCAAAUGGCUGUUGAGCAGCUAGAGAAAUUAAAAGCGCAGGUGAAACAAGAACAACAACUCCGUAAUGUGACAGAGUCUUGCCUGAUGGAAGAACGCGGUGCAUGGACGCAAGUUCAGAGAAUCGUCGUGGAUACCAGGCAGCAGUGUGAGGACUUUAAAGAUGCACUACGCAAACUUAUGCAAUACAUAGCAGAACUGAAAUCUAGAGUCCCAGUCGAGCUUCAAGGUCAUCAAAAGCGACCAGUCAGAGGAUCGGGUAAGGACGAAAAAGGCGUGUUUCCAGCAGAGACAGUGGCACGCAAGGUUGAUUACUAUAUACAAGAGAUACAGCUGUUAUUGACCAAUGUUACGGCUAAUACAGACAGACUUCUUGGGAGAAACACACACACAGAGUCACCUGAACGAACAUAUACUUGAUGGACAUUUAUUGUUGAAAAGAAGUCAUUUAGGUAAUAGUUACUGCACAUCUUUGAAGCGCUCAUUAAUCAUUUUAAUCAAAAGGGUACUAGGUAACAUAACUCAGGGCUCUAAAGUUCAGGAUUUAUUCUGGAAUUGGGAUUGAGAGCUUUUUCUAUAGACUAUUGCAUUGUUGUAAGGUGGUUUUUUAUAUUUGCAUCAAAAACAGUAGAAAGUACCUUGAAAUGAAUAUAAAUGACUUUGGAAAAAGGGGUCUACUUUUCAAGAUUGACAAUUAUCAGCUGUUAGAUCCCCUGGAAACUGUUUGUAUAUGUUUGGACAAUGUUCUAUAACUGGUGUGCUGUAUAGUGGAUAGUGAAAAGCGCUGUAAUUUAUUUGCACGCUAGCUAUGUAAUGUAUAGAUGAAAACAAAGGGAACACUCAUUAAUGGUACAUCUAUUACUUUUGGUGUUAUUGGCAGCAUUGUCAGCUAAAGCUUUGGAAGGUAUUGUUGCUUGGGGAAUAAAGGACAGGGUUUUAGGGGAAUAGAAUGGAGAAGGGGAUUUUAACAACCCAUAGGAUAUGUAUAUCUGUCUCUUUUUUUGGGGGGAAAGGGAAAGGGGGAUGAUGAUUUUAGCAGAAUAGACAGGUUUUGGAGAUUACAUGAUAAACAUAUCUCUCUCUUCGUUUUUUGAGGGAUGGGGAAAUGAAAGGGGCGUGAGACUUUUAGGGGAAUGUAAGGAAGUUAACAAACUACAUUAUACAUUUACAUAGAUCUGUCAGUGUAGAUCUGUCAGUGUUUCUUUAUUUGUUUGUUAGAGAAAUUUUGUUAUUGAAAUCAAUUGAAAUUGCCAACCAAAUAGUUAUCUUUUUUCCUAAAGACUGAAUGUUAAUGUAAUUUUAAAAUAAUUUUUACAUUUAAGUAUUAAGUAUGUUAAUAUAAUUUCAUCAGAACUCAUACUUCCCAAUGUAAGUUGUAUGGUUUUUCAUUCACAUUUCCCAGUGAUUUGCAAUCAGCAAUGAUGUAUUACAGAUAUUUAGCAAUAUUUUUGCGUUGUAUUACAUCUUUUCCAUGCCACCAUUUGCAAUAUCUUAAGAAAUCCAAUGUACUACUUGUAAUAUGCCAGUUAUUUUAUCAUAAGUCAUAAAUUUUGUGACCCCAUUAUAUUGUUAUGGUAUCAUUUGAAGGUGUAAUAUUUGCAGAUUACAGCACAAGAAAUAAAGCACUAAAAUACAUUCUACAGUUACUGCUGUUUGUAUUUUUGUUAUUUAUUUCAUUUGAAAUUGAAUGUGAUUUUAAUUUAAUAUUUUUUUUUAAAAUACAAGCAUAAAAGACAAUUUUCAAUAGAGAAACUGUCGCUUUUGGCAAAUUAGAGCAUUUUCUGUGACUUUUAAAAUAUUAUUAGCAAUCGAGUUCUUAUGUGAACUUUCGAUAAUGUUAUCAGAAAACAAGCAUUUUGUUUCCUUCUCACAUGUAAUAUUUUUAUUUGAUGUCUGACCUUAUUAAACAUAUAGGAGACCCUUUAAGUGAAAAGUUUAUUUCAUUACUCUCUUACCAGUAUACAAGAUAAUGUUUAGGGAUGUAAUCUAAAUUUUAGCAGAAAUUUUGAGUCUUUUUAAAUGUUUUUACUACAAAAUUAGCAAUUUUAUUUCUUUUAUUUUGAAUGUCAUGGUUUAAAAUUGUCAUUGUUUUAUUGGGGACAUUGUUAAGAUAAUUAUUAUGCUUAUGUGUAUGUUAGUAAAUUAAACCAGUAAUUUUAAAUGGAGUACUUGGUAUCUUUAAUUGAAAAAGAUUAUUGAGGGUAUUGUAUGUACUGGUUAACCUCCUGUAUAGUGCAUUUUGUUAGUCCUGUUUAUACAAUAGCUUCAAAUUGUUUUAUAGUUUCAAAGGAUCAGAUAUUUAGGUACAGGGUGAUUUCCAGGUCAGGGGUAAUAUCUGUGUCAGGGUAUAUAUCCGGGUUGGGGAAUUAUAAAUGUGCUGAUAUCCUGGUACAGGGUGUGAGAAAUAUAGAUGAGCAGAUAUCCUGGUUUAGGGUGGGAGAAAUAUAGAUGAGCAGAUAUCCUGGUUUAGGGUGGGAGAGAUAUAGAUGAGCAGAUAUCCUGGUUUAGGGUGGGAGAGAUAUAGAUGAUCAGAUAUCCUGGUUUAGGGUGGGAGACAUAUAGAUGACUAGAUAUCCUGGUUUAGGGUGGGAGAGAUAUAGAUGACUAGAUAUCCUGGUUUAGGGGGGAGAGAUAUAGAUGACCAGAUAUCCUGGUUUAGGGGGCAGAGAAACAUGUAUACAUUAUUGGAUAUCCAGGGCCAGGGUUGGAGAAAAAUAGAUCUGUCUUUUCAUUUUCUUGUAAAGGAAUAUUUUAUUUAUCCAAAUUAUUCUGUCAUUUAUAUGUAUUGAAAUUGAAAAUUAAUAUCUGUAAAAUCUUGAACCGUACACAUGUGUGGUCAAUAAUAAAUUUUGAUCAAUUAUUUUGUUAACAAUUGAAAAGGGAAAUAAUUUAAGGGGAAUAUAUUAUGGGAAUGCAUAAUGAUUAAUGAAAACGUUCAUACUGUUGUGAAUUACCUUCAUUUUUUGCAUGUAUGGUAUACAAUGCUUACAUAUUUCGAUCUUACUUGUUUGUCUAGUUGUCAGAGUUGACAUAGUUGUUAUUAUGAAGUGUGUUUUAUAUUGAAAGGUUAUCAUUUCUAUUCAAAAUGUUUGUUAUUUCUAAACGCAAAACUUGUUUUUGAUAAAAACCUUUUAUGCUUGAAAUUUAUUUUACAACAGUUUUGGAACAAUUUAUUACAAUAUUUUGUGAUAACAUUUGCACAAUGUUAUGAGGAAAUUUGAUCUCACAGAAUGAAACUAACAUAAAUGAUUUGUGGCUCUAGUAUCUCAGCUUUUUAUAUUAAUUUUACUAAUAUGGUGACACAUUUUUUAAUUACUAAUAGACAGACAGUCAAUUAGUAGCACACCUUAAUGUACAUCCUCAAUUAACAUUUUUUAUGUUGUUGUUGUUUUUUUAUAUCCAUUUGCAUACAUGUACAAUUUGUAAACAACUUACAACAGCUUGCAUAAUGCAACUUCAUAUUGAAUUAAUAUUAUAUAGCAUGAAUUGUGUGCAUAUUUCUUUUUCUUUUUUGUAAGAUGUACAGUUUGAUAAAAAAUGGUUGUAUGUUUAUGUCGCACCAAAGGAUUUUUUGCUGAAAGUGGUUUUUCUUUGUAGUAAAUGAGUUAGUCAGUUACACAUAUUGACAUAUUUGUGACGUAUGAUGUCGGCGAAAAUAAGUCAUGUGGAGGCAGACGCAUAAUUAUCAGAAAUUGGGAUUUAUCAAAGUGAUUGGAUAAAUAGUCAACUCAUCACAACAUGUAGAACUGAUGAAGUGAUAUUUUCUAAAUAGCUGUGAUUGUCCACUUACCAGGAACAAUACUUUGAAAAAAAACUCCAUAGGAAAGGACUAAUUUUUAUUGACAACAUCACAUUCAUAUGGUUCAAUUUAUACUGAGUGCAACAGCAUAAUUUUUUCCAAACCAGGAUUUCUGACUUUUGGCAAAAAAUCACGUGUUGCGACAGUGUUUCUGGUUGUUGAAAAUAAUAUGUAAUUUUUCAUUUGCAAAUAGUCUCGUGUAAAAUAGCUGUGAUAGAUAAUAUGUAUUCCGUCCAAUUUGUGUUCAGUGUUCUAACAUUUAUCAUUGUCUUUAUCUAAUAAUUUAUCAUUUAGCUGAAAGCAUUAACUGUGUUUAAAGGGGCACUCCCAAGCUUGGAUCAAGAGCCAGCAUUUCCAUUUCAAGUAAAGAUUCACCAAUAGUUUAAGCCUAUUAUAGAUUUUCUGGUUUUCCCAAGCUAUUCCUCCAGUACAAACAAAAUUAUACCAUUUUAAUAUACACAGGAUAGUUAGGAAACAAUAGAGUCACUGGACUGUUACAUGAAUUUCAAUAGCUCAAAAUUCACCUUUUAUUUUUACCGGCAUGGGAAAACCCAGUUAUGUGAAUUCUGGGCUAGAUAUACAUGUAUUGAUAUGUGAUAAUGAAAGGCAUCAUUAUGAUUUGCAAGGGCAAGAAAUGUUCCUGUAAAUUUAUUUUUGUUGAAUUACAAAAGUGUGUACAGUGUUAUGGUAUGAAACUGUAUGAGCAGUUGUGAUAUACAAGUAAAAAAUGAUUAAAAAAUCAGCAGAAAUGCAUUAGAUUUAUUUUAUAUUUGAACAAACUGUCAGAGACGAAAUGCUCCUUUUAAUAAAUGUCUUCAGAAUCAUGAGAAAUGACAGUUGGAAUCAAAACUUAAGAAGGACCCAUAGGGACUUUACAUUUUAUAAUUCUUGAUAUGACACUUCACAAUUUCAUGUCAGGAUGUUUCAUCAAGUGUGAAAUGGUGAUAUUUAAAGCGUGAAGUUUGAAAGUUGUGAUUAUUUUAAAGGAAAUUUGCGAAAUCAUAAAAUUUGGAGUCAUCACAGUUCUUUUGCAAAAAAUCCAUAGACUACUUAAAGCUGCACUCUCACAGAUUGAACGUUUUGACAACCUUUUUAUUUUUUGUCUUGGAAUGAACUAAUUUUGGCGAAAAUCCAUGGAAACCAGUUAUAUUAGACUGCUGACAAAAAAUUAAAUUGCAGAUUUUUAUAUUUAAGUUAAAAAAUUGAUGUUUUAUGCAUUUUUCUUAAACCGAAGGUAACGGUUUAAGCCAUAAAACAUUAAUUUUGAACGGAAAUAUUAUAAUCUAUGCUCUGAUUUUUUGUCAGCAAUCUUAUAUCAUUGGUUUGCAGAUAUUUACAAAAAGGCAAAAAAUAAAAAAGUUGUAAAAAUGGUAUAUCUGUGAUAGUGCAGCUUUAAAAUCAAUUUAUAGAAGAAAUGAAAUUCACUUGUGUGUUUAGACAAUCACCAUAGAUCAGAAUAGUUUGUGGAAACACAUUUAGAGGUUAUAAUUUAUAAAUAGAACAGUGUGUCACAUCAAAGAAGUCUCCUAUUACUGACAAACGUUACUGCUGAUUAUGAGUGGCACAUUGUAUUGUGUUUAAGAACAAUUACAGGAUGAACAAAUUUAUUCACAAUACUAGACCACUAGUGUUGAUUUUACUUUUUUUUGUUAGCUUCAAGUAAUGUAUUGUUUUGAAGACUGGAGUCAUCAGUGUUUUUUUCUACAUGUUACACAAUACCAUCUUACAUGCCCUAAGCUAACAUUUCAUGUUUAGUUUCAUUAUUUGUGUUGUCAAAUUGAAAUUGACAAACAUGUUAAACAUGUGCAAUAAAAUAAAAGAUCUAGAACAAAAUGGGUUUAUUAGUAACUUACUGUGCCAUAGCAUACUAUUUCUGCUUCUAUUUUUAUGUCCCCUGUGUAAAAUGGCAGACGCAUAGGGACAAUGUUGUCUGAUGUUCGAGUUCCAUACUUCUAAGUCUGCUCUCUUACUAAACAUUUUUUAACCUAUAUUUUCCAAACUUGGUUACAGUGUUUAUGGGCAUACUAUCUCAGCUGAGUUAAUUUUACGGUGAUAAGCCUUGAAUUGUCCAAGUUUGACCAAAUUUAUCUUAGUCCUCUCUCUUCCUAACGUUCUUAUCCAAUUCUUCGCUAAUCGGAUGACAAUGAUAUACCAAUUAGAUAUAAUCAUUGUCAUCCGACUAGUGAAGGACCGUAUAUCUAUUUAUAUAUUCUAGAGUUAAGGCCAUUAAAUUGUCAUAACAUGGCUAAAUUUACUAUUCCAUUAUUUUAAUUUGAGCAUUUCUUCUCCAACACUUACAAAAUCAUCAAACUAUUCGUAUACUUAGAUGUUAAAAUUUGGCCUAAUUGAUCUUAUAUUUUCAAAUGCCCAAUAAUUUCAUAUCCAAUCAUUAAUAACCCUCCAGAUUGCAACAUUGCAAUUUGAAGUUAUUAGCCUCAUCAUUUUAAUAUAUCACUGCCAGUGUUCUUAAUAAGAGGUUAUGGGUUUAUUCCCUGCAAGGAGUACUUUCUUAUGGACUCUUAAAAAGGACACCAGUACUGGAUUCUGCCCAGAUUUUUUUGUCUAUUGAGUGGCUUUUGUGUUAAGUAUUUGCAAAAUAUUUCUAGCACAAUACAUAACUUUAACCUUUCUUUCGUCUUCAAAAAGACCAAGUUAAUAAUAACCUGGCGUUUUUCAAACAAAGGAGUCAAAAGUCUUUUUAAAUACAUUUAACACUCAUCUGAGCAGAUACAAACAUAUAACAAGAGAUGUUUGUCGAACAUUAUGCCCCCCCUGAGCGCCAUGUUGUCAGGAUUAAAUGGACAAUUGAAUGAAAUAUGCAUGGACCGAAAUGACAGCUGAUUUAUUGCUGUUUUAAGAUUAUGACCAUUAAAGUGUGAGGAUAAAGUGUUUUAUGACCGUCAUGACCUUUGACUCUAUGAACUCAAAAUCCAGAGUCAUCAGCUGGUCACCAGGAAUCUAAAUGUCAAGUUUGAGGGCCAUGGGUGCAGGCAUUGUCAAGUUAUCACAAGACAAGUUUUUUUCGUUCAAGGUCACUGUGACCUUGACCUUUGACCUGAUGACCCCUUAAAUCAUAAGGGGUCACCUACAAGUCAGAUGCAACUCCAAGUCAAGCUUGAAGGCCAUGGGUUCAGGCAUUGUUGAGUUAUCACUCAGACAACCUUUUACCAUUCCAGGUCACUGUGACCUUGACCUUUGGCCAGAUGACCCCCAAAAACCAUAGGGGUCAUCUCCUGGUCAGGCCAAUUCUCCAAGUCAAAUUUGAGGGCCAUGGGUGCAGGCAUUGCUGAGUUAUCAGUCGGACAACCUUUUACCAUUCAAGGUCACUGUGACCUUGACCUUUGGCCCAAUGAUCCCCAAAACAAUAGGGGUCAUCUACUGGUCAGGCCCAACCUCCAAGUCAAGUUUGAGGGCCAUGGGUGCAGGCAUUGUUGAGUUAUCACAUGAACAACCUUUUACCAUUAAAGGUCACUGUGACCUUGACCUUUGACCCAUUGAGUCCAAAAAACAAUAGGGGUCAGCUACUGGUCAGGCCCAACCUCCAAGUCAAGUUUGAGGGCCAUGGGUGCAGGCAUUGUCACGUUAUCACUCGGACAACCUUUUACCAUUCAAGGUCACUGUGACCUUGACCUUUGGCCUGAUGACCCCCAAAAACAAUAAGGGUCAA